AUGGCUCGACAGCCUGAGUCACUCAGUGCUGCAGAUCCUCAGGAGCGGGUCCUGUUUAUUUUCCCUGUCGAGUGCGAGGUUCUCUCCGACACUGGCUGGCUGAUCGACCCAGCCCCACCGUCCCCAGUCCAGCGGCUUCCUGUCAGCAGCGUGGGUCUCGCAUCAGACUUCCGACAAAAAUUAGAAGAAAAGUGGAAAGCAGUUUUUGUCUGUUUUGGCAAUAUAGACUUUCAGUUUGAUAAUCGAAACAAAGCCAAGACAAAUAAGCAGCUUGUCAUUGGCAGUGUCAGUUGGCUUCAGUUCCACUGCCAGAUAUUGUCUGCUCCAGCUCCUACCCAAGGUCCCACCAGUGCUGGGGCUGCAGGGCCACUUCCAGCUACCAAUGUGUCAAGCAACAAACGGAUGCAGCAGACACAAGCCCGGGUGGAUGAGGUGGUAGACAUCAUGAGAAUGAACGUGGACAAGGUGCUAGAAAGAGACCAGAAACUAUCAGAGCUUGACAACCGGGCAGAUGCAUUGCAAGCAGGUGCCUCACAGUUUGAAACCAGUGCAGCCAAACUGAAGAGAAAAUACUGGUGGAAAAAUUGCAAGAUGAUGAUCAUCCUUGGUGUAGUAUGCGCAGUCAUUCUCAUUAUAAUUAUAAUUUAUUUCUCCACUUGAAAAAGCAAGGAAGGAAGACUUGGCACAACUUUGUUCAUAUCAGUCAACGAUAUCAGUGUUCCUUUGUUGAACUCCGCUUUUUAAUUCCCAGUGUCUUGGGAUUUUUGCUUGUAAUAACCCAUAAGCAUUCGGUGUGGUGUGUUUUGGAAUUCUGUUGUUUCCACAAGAAACUGUACCAGCUAAAUACUGCCAAGUAGUUCCAUACACUGUCUUAUCACUGUGUCUUAAAAUGUGUAUGCACUGACCUUCAGAAACUGUAGUAUAUGAAAAGCAUCUUAAACAUCUCCGAAUCAGAGAAUGCAGCUAUGGGAAAGCUCCUGCUUAAAGGGACACUGUCAGGUGGAUUGGACCCAAACCUAAGGUUACAUCAAACUUUAGGGCCAAAAUUCUCAAGAUGAGCACCUAAAGUUGGUUGGCAAAAUCCACUAUCAGAUGCAGCUUUUUGAGGUAGUGAGUAUCUGCUACUCUCAUUGCAGAGAGUGGUACCUACAAGUAUUCAUGUAAGACAUCUUAUUUCAACUUAGCCAACCAACCCAAGUCUAAAAUCAUUCCCUGCAGAAAAUAAAUAGGACCAGAUCAUCAUCUUUUAUGGAUUUAAAUGUUUCCUUAUGGGGUGUUCUGUACAACCAGGAUGGCCUCCAUAUGAAAGCCAGAAAGAAGACUGUAUGACAACCAAAAAACCAUGAGCUAUCGUAAUCUUGAAAAAGCCAAGUGAAAUGCAAAAAUGGUAAUACAAGUGUCAUAAAUGUCCAAGAUAGAGACUCUUGCUAAAAGCUCAAGGCACUGUUUGUCAGUCUUCAUGGGACUCUCUUGAGUGCCAAUCCCCAAUAUUUAUGGCCCUAACUUAAAGCACAUGAUCAGCUUUGGUGAUGUCUGUGGCUUCCCAGCACAUUUGUAGGAAGCUAUCUCUGCACCAUUUUGCAAAAAUAGUCCCCACUGUGAGGACCAUUCAAAAAUCAGGAAGAAGGAGGUAUGGAUAAAUAGAGGGAACAGUGGAGAGCAGCCAAGAAAAGGAUGGGCGCCUAGCAAAGCUUUCCUGGGGGAGAGGAAGGCAGAGAAACACUGUUCCAAAUGGGUGGUGUUAAUAGUCUUUCUAAAAAUUUAAUUUAAUCUGUGUGUGUGUAUAGUUCAUAAACUAUAGUGUUGUCUUUGUACAGUGCUCAGCUGAGAUUUUCAUACUCAAUGAGUUUAAACUAACAUUUGAUGUAAUUAAUAGAAAUUAUAUAUUGCAGUUUGAAAGUUCUUGUAUGCUGUUGUUGUAGGGUUUCUCCCAAAUGUUGAAUUCCUUGGUUUUUCUUUUUUUACACACUGAAUAGUUUAAUCAUAGUUAACCAAACUAAAAAUGAAUUAUCAAAUUUUGAAAUUCUGAAAGGGUCUUUUUAGGAUAACUUCUUCAGAAUUUCUAAGAAGAAUUUGUAGAAUAAAAAAAAUAAAUUGUUUGGGUUGUUCCUCCCCUCCCUGCAAUUUAAUUAGGGCAUAGAAAUGGUGAUAAUAGUAGUGUAAAUAUUCCCACUUUGUAGCAUCUCUCUUGACAUGGUCUUAGAUUAAAAAAACAGAGACUGACACCAGUUCAUUGCGGUAGAUGUAUAUACAAAUUGUGCUCAAGUAGAAUUUUUCAAAGAGAAUAAGUGGUGAUCAGUUGAAUGGUUCCAGUUGCAUUUUUUUCUCCUAUGUAUUUAUUACUUCAUAUUCACAUGUACUGUUUCAUAUCAUUAAGUAGUAAGGGACACAGUCUUAAUGAAACUUAACUUUCAAAGUUACUGCUGUGCUACUGAGCUCCCUGGUAUUCCCUGUUCACUUCAGUCCUUCUAGCUGAGUGAGUAUAUAAACAAUUCGAAAAUCCUCACGGCCCAGACAGAAAGCUUUGCUGUCAUGAAGGGCCUGAUUCCAGGAGGUGCCACAGCUGAAUGCUAUGUAUAAUUGAGCCUUCACUGGAAAAGGAAUAUGCUGUCUAACUUCAAGACCCUUUUUAAACUACUAAGAUAUUUGUCUAGCUGCUAUGAAAUAACUAUCUCCUAAAUGUGAGACCCUGCCACCCAUACCCACGUUGAGCAUGGCUUGAUCCUCACAGGGCUUCUCUACGGGAGUGCUGAAAGGACUCAUGAGUUGAAGACAGCUUUCACUGGAGGUGGUACAUUCAGUAAGGUUAUAUGCUGAUACAGAUCCUUAAUGUAGAUGGUGCCUUCUGCUGUGAGAGUCUGAUCUGACUACUUAGCUGAUAGCUGCAAGUACACAUCAAAGCGUUUGCAUCCUUUAGCUACAAAGAUGAAAAGUUUUUAAAUGAAACUGCUGUAAGGAUGCAAAGCGUACAUUCUCCUAGCUAAAGUAUCUCAAGCAAGUUAAUAAAGUGGGAGCUUCAGGGGAGAGUGAGCUGCUGGUUGUGGAAUGUGUACUCAUUCUCCCUCAAAACAGUAACUAAUGGGGAUGACUGCUAAAUGUUGGUGAGAAUUUGCAAGGAAGAGUUUAUUCAAGAAACCUAGCCUCCAGUGGGUUGUAAAAUGUUUGUGGAGAGACAAUUUCCUCCUGUGCACUAAUGAAAUAUGCUAAAUUAAUGUGUUUAACUCUUUUAAGUUGUUUGCAUUUAGAGUGCUCAUGAAUGCUCAACGUUUGCUAGUUGUGCUGUGCCGGUUGGUUGCAAUCAGUCAGAUAAGCCAUGGAACAUUUCUAAUUCAGCCCAGGAAGCAUGAACAAGUAUGUCCUUCCCUGAUGCACAGACCCACAGUCAAACUGCUCCUGCAGAGGGUUAAUUCUUCUGCAAGGACAAUAUGGUAACGUAGGACUGUUCAGGGUCAUAGAUUAUGCAACACCAUCACCUAUACGUAGACUGGUACAGAGGAUGAUCUAUACAAACACAGUUGGAGACCUUAUUUGUGUUGAAGCCAGGAUUGAUUGCUUUCCACUCGCUGCCUCUACAUUUAAAAUGUCCAUGCAGUUACAACUGCCUACUUGUAAUACUAAAUUUCCCAUGAAAAGGUUGAUUCAUUCUUGUUUAGUCAGCACUGAUGAGCAUUGCAAUUACUGGGUAGAAUUUCAUCUGCUACUCUUCCUCUCUAACUCCUGCCUAGGCUUUUACCUUGGGCUGGUAAGAAAGCACAAAAGGAUUUAUUUUACUCCCUCCCAAGCAAACCCUCAGGGGUCUGCAAGGCUGAUUGCUUUUUGACUGACAUCUUGGGGACUGUGCUGAAGACAUCUCUGGCUGGAAGCAAGGAUUCUGAUAGCUUUAGUCAGAGUUAGACAUUGUUUGAGACUUGCAUAUUCUGUCCUUAUAAGAAGUGCUUACUCUUCCUCUGAUUUCUGUGCUACAGCUGUACAGCUAGGCUGCCUGCAUGAUAUGCCUGCCAUUCAGGAACAGCAUAGCUGAAAUGGGAUGGUUAGGAGAUGGUCUGUGCUUGUACCACAGGCGGCGUUUGGCUUGCCAGUGAGUGCACAUCAGCUUCUGAGGUUGAAGAAGUGUUAUUUGCAUCCACUAUGCACAAGCUAGUAAGGUUCUGCUUGGGCAUUACAUCUUUUUCCUUCUAUGGAAAUUCUGGAAAAAUAUGUAGAAAUUCUGUAUUCUACAUCUUUUUUCCUAAUCUAUUUCCUGCUUGUAAUAGCAUAAAUGUGGCUUUAAACCUAAAAAAGUUGUUACACAGAACUUGCAGGAGCAAGUAGCGUGGAAGCCCAAAUGGGGCACUUGACCUGAUUUUCACUUGACGACAUUAUGUAACAGCACAGUCAAUCCAACAUAGUCCAACAUAAUCCAAUAUUAUUAGAAGGAGGAGGGGAGAAUCUGAUAAAGAUUCUGAAUGUAACCUAGGGUCUGUAAGACAAGAAGUGAUUUAGAAAUUUAUUCAGUUCAAUUUUUAAAGCUGCACCUUUAAUUCUAUUGGAACCUGCAUGAGGUUAGCCCUGGGGACAGUUCAGGCAAGUAAAAUACUUGGCUUUUUUCCUUUUAAAUACUGAUCUGCAGUAAGUGACUUAAACACAGUGAUGGAGGAACAGGACAGUAUUAUCUGUGCAAGGAAUGAAUUACAACAGCCACAAUUUGCUAUGUUUUUGUCUGGGUAGCAAGACCUUUUGCAGUUCUCCUGUUUGUGUCUCAUUUCUGUCACUGCUCCUCUGACAGGGCUUCACAUUACUUUAACUUGAUUAACAGCUGAACUAUUUCUUGGCUGAAUAAAAUGCAUUUGAGCUUUUAAAAGCAAGUUCAUCACUUAACAUCUGUGUUAGAGCAUACCUGUAAAAUGGUGAUGUCUGCUUCUCAGAAGUGUAUCUACCAUGGGAGACUCAAACUUCAGGAACUUUUAGAAUCUCAGAUGUUGCUCAACUCUUUUUUCAUGCUUUUACAUAGUGAGUUUUUCUCUAUUCCAUGGGAAGUUAUCCACCCAGUGGGAGUAUGUAUCGUCUAUUAUUUUUUUAUGACAGCACAUUGAUCACACAUGUUGGUGCUAGACCUUUGCAAAGAAACUAGAGAGCACUUGAGUGUGAAUCAGGAUUUAGAUCUCAACCCUGCUUCUCCUGCCCUUUAAACAGGGAUGACUGCUAAACCAGUAGCCACAUAAGGCACUGGGCUCGCUCCCAAGGUACCCAGUGAGUAUUGGAUAAAGGCCUCAAAGAGACCAAAUAGUCUUUGGUCUGGAUUCGUGUCCUGACCUGAACUUUAGACCUGUGAUAGAUCGUAACCUUUGGGCCCCCUGUGUAGUCAGAAGAGUGAGAUGCUCUUCCAGCCAGUUCUUCAUCUGACCUGAUGUAAGUCCCUGUUGGUAGACAAGAUACAUUUGAGCAUGUGUUUCUUCAUGCAAGAGAAAGCACAAGUACCCUCAAAUUACCUUCUUUAUAAGCAAAACCAAAAAGGCUAAAGAAUGUAGUUUGAAAAAAAUGAAUAGUAUCUAGAGAAAUGAUUGCCUGAAGAUUUCUCAGAUAGUGACAUUAUUUUCAGGAUGGAUACUAGAUUGGGAUGUAUGGAACAAUCAAACUAGAACCUUAGAUCAAUUGUUCAUCUUCAUCUGGUCUCCUUCAGAAACAGCUAUUCCACUUCAAGAAAGGAUUUUGUUUCCCUCUUUAGCUGAUUACCCUUCCUUAUUUCAUUAAUAUGUUUCCAUUGAUGUGCUCAGUAGCUUUUUUCUCCAUUGAGAACCAGAAGACUGUCUGCCUUUAAACACAUGCAUAGAAAGAGAUCUGAGCCACCCAAGGAGUUUACCUUUCUUCCUGAUGCACUGACAUUUAAAAGCUACAUCUUACAAUAAAGCAGAAAAACUGUGGCAGUCUGGUUGCAUGCAGUUUUGGUGGAGUAAACACUUGAUUAUUCAACAAUGAGUCAUUUCUGCAGUAACCUCAUUCUGUCAUGACUGUAUCACAUCUGCUAACUCUCCAAAGCAAAAAUCAUAACCUGUACUGGUUUAAACAUGAAUACAGCAUCGUGGUUCAUACGUAACACUCUAUUCAACCAAAGAAGCCAUGUGCUAUAAGUUUAAAAGGGCAAAGUACUUGUUUUCAAAGAGAAAAUAUCAUAGACAACAACAAAGGUAAUUAUGAAAAAAGCUUCUCCAUCCUUUAGCUCUUCUCACAGUGUCUGACUUCUCCAUUAUUCUUCAAGUCUCUCUUCGUUCUCUUAGAAAGCCUUUGUGGUUUUGGAGUGUAGUGUAUUUGGAACAUAGCAUAUUGGGGCUGGAGUUGUUCUGCUGCCCUCUGACUCCCUGCCUUCUCCCAUAUUGUUAUUGUUGACCUCAAUCAGAGCUGAGGCAGGCCUGAGUGGAGCAGAACCUCUGCCCCAUAACGCCCUGCUGUCCUCAAACCAGACUCCAUUGAUGGGAUGAGAACACUGGAGGCAGAAUAUAGCUCCUGGAUCUUAAUUUGGUUCAGAAUGAUGUGAAACUAAAGAAGGCUCCUGACUGCUAGACAAUAGGAUUUUUGCUACACUACUUUAAUUUUAAUUUUAAUUAAAUGUGUUUAACAUUUCCUCUAACAGUGAUUUCAUCAGUUUCAAUGGAGAAGAGAGGAAACAGCAACUAAUGUGAUAAAGGCAAGAUAGUAAAUUGGGAAAUAGUUUAAGUGAAAUACAGCCAACUUUCAGCAAAUUCCUUUUUAUAGGUGGCUAUACCUAAGAGCACCUUUUGUAUGUUAAAACUAAGCAGUGCUAGUCUAUUGAAGUGCAUAUAGAUUAUUACUUAAAAUGAACUAUGACAAAUGGGAGUUGAAUUUACUUUCACUUUUUUCUUGAAAACACAGGAGAUAUAUGCAGAAAAGACGAUCUAGUAUUUUUUGCGAAGAGCACUAUUUGGGGGUAUACCAUCCAAAGACAUGCUGCUUGUUGUUCGCUGCAGAAGUGGUCAAGGAUUUCAGUCAAAUAAGGGCCAGAGUGCUUGGUGCAGUUAAGAUACAUACUGAAUGCCCACUUUCUUGUAUAGUGCUUUGGUUUGCCAGUAAGGAGGUCUUUUUGACACAGCAUGAUGAUUUUUCUUACCCUUGUUCCACUCUACCAUCUAUGCUUGUCCGUCAAAAAAUGGUCUAAGGAGAGGAUGGAAAAUCACGUUGCUGAAUCCAUUACAUUCCUGUCAUGUGUAUGUGAACACGUGGUGGUGGUCUGAGCUUUUGUAAUGAAAAGAGUUUAAAAGAAUUAAGAGGUCUCAAUAUUCUAAUCUAUUCUUUGAAAUUAGUUUCUCCCCCUGAUAAGCUGCAGGUUUGUUUAAAGUACAAGUAAAUAAUGGCAGCUGCUGUUGUUUUCUUUGUAAGAUCAAUGUUUGAGAUAGUGCAUAUAAUGGAGCCACAAAUUCACAGAUGCACAAUGUACGAUUGUUUUCAGAAGUUCAGCUAUUACUAGUUAUAGUAUUGACCUGAAAGGUUGCAACAAUUUCUCCAUUAGUCACGGUAGUGUUGACUGGACCUGAAAAUUCAGUGAUCAGUGUGGCUGCUGUGCUGCUAGCAAGCUAUUCUAAAUAUGCAAGUUCAGCGUUUCAUGAAACUUAAAGGGAAAAAAGAUUCUGAAUAAAAGUAGCAAUGUAUAGUAAAGGCCAUGGGUAUACAGUUUAACAAUUAAUUAUUUAAGAUUAUUUACUAUUUAAGUAAUUAGCGGCUAUAGAAGUAGCCAAAUAAUUAGCUUUCAAAGCCUACUUAUUGAUGAAAGAAUAUUUUUUUCUCAUUAGAAAUGCUAAGUUCAAUCUACAUUCCAUUUCCUUUUUCCCUAGAUUGGAAAUAAAAUAAAAUGCUAAUGUAGCUAAGACACUCUUGCAGGUCUGCACAAUAAAGUGUUUACUGAUAGCCCACUACUUGUCAUGAAAAAUAUCAUUACUUUGUCUUGUAAAUGGAAAGUCCUCCCUCCUCUGACCACAUACGUGGUAAAAUAUUAGUCACAUUAUGUAUAUCAGCACCACUGAAAGAUUAUAAAUUAGUACCUCCUACUCAAGAGCGGGGCUUAAAAACAUCCUUUGUCUGUUGCAAAAAUACAUUUUGAGGGGGAAACACCAACUGUUGUAGAGGUUAAAUUUUUAUUUGACAACUCCUAUUCUUUUUUCCUCCCCCUUUCCGAAAGAAGUGCUUAUAUACGUAGGCAAGCAUUUGCCGUUUGGGUGAUACGUUCUCUUUCCAAGUAUGAAAGAGAUGAAACAUAGCCAGUAUCUACUGUGAGCAACCUUCAGUUUGUUUUGCAGCAUAAAAAGUUCUUUUAGUGGUAAUGUAUGAACUCUUAUUAUAAACUUAGUUUAGUCAUUGCAGGAAAUGAGUUUGUAGCCAGCUAAUUAGUAUUUUCCUUAAUGACUUAUGCUUGAGUCUUAACACAGAAAAGCAGCCUCUGGAGGUGCUAUCUAAUCAGUUCAGCACUGUAGACUUAAAAUGGACAGAUGGUUGAGUAUUUCACACUCUGGCCCAGAGUGAAGAAUAAAGCAUGUCCCGUUCUGGAACAACUUCAACAUGUGCUUAAGCAUAUAGAGAAUUUACAUUCUCUGUUUAAGACAACAAACCCACCUCAUUUGUCCUUACUAAAUCCAGGCCUGAUAUAGAAUCUGUGCCAUGUUCUAAUUCAGGGGAGGAGAAGCCUUUCCUUUGAAUGACAGAAAAAUUAGGUUGGAAAGGACUCCUGGGGUUUAUCUAGUCCAAUCUCCUGCUCAAAGCAGGGCCACCUUUGAGGUUGGAUCAGGUUGCACAGGGUUUGUCUUGGUGAGUUUUGAAAAUCUCCAAGGUUGGUGAUUCUACAGCAAAUUCUGCCCUUGGAUAUACCCUCUGCCCUACCAAGGUUGAUAAAAGUGGAGUAUGUACCUUCACAACUGUAUGUGGUUUAUGGUUUUGCCUUUUUUUUUUUUUUUUGCACAUUGAUUUGAUUAGAGUCAAAUUCAAAUCUAGUGGGAGUAAGUGCAACCCCCAUUUUUCAAAGAGCUUCCACUGACAUCAAGAACUUUUCUUUCUUCCUCAUUUACAUGGGACUAAGCCAGAUCAGAUCAUGCUGAGGAUAUGAGUGCAUUCUCUCCCCUCUGCAUAAUGCGAAGCCUGCUCCUCUGAAGCUGAGGACAGGCAUAGGAUCAGAUCCAGGACAUCUGGUAAAGUCUAGUUCUGUACUGUCUGAGGUCCAUCUCAAAACCUUGGUUGGCUACUAAGUUACUAGACUGGCAUGAAAGAAAGAAGAGGAUUUACUGUGAUUACUAUUUCUCCUCACAAGACACUUGAGCAAUCCCACCACUCUUCCAAAUGCAAAACAAAACCCUUUCUUCUACCUCUUCUCUUUUAAUUCUUCACGCUUUACUUCCUCUAAUAGGAAUAACCAGAAAUAUGGUUUCAGUUGCCCUUUUAAAAACUAAACUCCAGAUCACAUAUUUAAUUGCAUCCUUUGAAAGGCCACACAGUAGUGCUAAGCUAUGUAGUAAUGCACUCAAAGGAUCUGAAAGUCUGUGCUGAGAACAGCAUCUCUCACCUCAUAGACUCAGCUGCGCUGAGCAAGAAAUUGUGAUUUGUGGCUCUACAGAAAACAUUCGAUUUGCAUCUUAUUAGAGCUACCUGGGGAGGAAAAAUAAUGUUGUGGAGACCAGGAAAUUUCUUCAAGUGCUUUAUCUGGAGGUCAGUGGAAUUCAUUUAUAAAUGAUGAAUGCAUGCAUUUUGAUGCUAAAGUUGUGCUGACUUACAAAGUUUGAUAUUACUGUACUUUUCUGUGCACAGUGAGGUUUUUUUGAAGUGGUAAACAUAUUUUCCAGGAAUAUGGUAGACAUUUGUAACAUGUAUGUUUGUGCCAAUAAAUCUUGUUUUAAG
This is a messenger RNA of Athene cunicularia (burrowing owl), 9870 nucleotides long. RefSeq names its product vesicle-associated membrane protein 2-like. The transcript is spliced from 6 exons. Bases 1 to 660 code for a protein of 219 amino acids. The record is from RefSeq and is a predicted model, not a curated record. Gene Ontology annotation, biological process: SNARE complex assembly; vesicle-mediated transport; vesicle fusion. Gene Ontology annotation, molecular function: SNAP receptor activity; syntaxin-1 binding. Gene Ontology annotation, cellular component: SNARE complex; plasma membrane. Lineage: Eukaryota; Metazoa; Chordata; Aves; Strigiformes; Strigidae.